GACCGGGGAUGACAAAGAGAAUAGGAUACCGAGACUGGAGAUGGCAGGCGCUUUGGUGGCAUCAUUUCUUUCUCUUGUGGACUACAAUAAACGGACAGACUCGUUACAGCAUCCCGGAGGAACUAAAACAGGGCUCUGUGGUAGGAAAUCUAGCCAAAGAUCUGGGUCUGGGAUUAUCAGACAUGUUUGAACGUAAACUACGUGUCGCUUCCGAGGCUGGCGAGCAGUAUUUCAGUGUGGAUACGGGGAAGGGCGAGCUUAUAGUGAAUGACAGAAUAGACAGAGAGGCUUUAUGUGGACAAAUUACGAGCUGUGUUUUACCUCUGCAAAUUGUUCUAGAAAACCCUCUCAGUUUACAUCGAAUCGAGCAAAAGCCCCCCAACAAUGACUGGCGCUUCACUCAGGGACAGAGACCCGGACCUAGUGGUCCCCACAUGCCAUACGGUACACACAUACGAUGGACGCCGAAGAGUGGGACAAGUGCAACCGGAGGACCCGAGGUUGCCAUGGGAACUGGCCCCUGGCCCCAGCCCCCAACUGAGGCUGAGCAGCUCCAGGCCCUGAUGGCUGCAGCUAACGUGAGCGAGGCUACGGCCACCCUGGGACCCGGCACCAUGGGCCUGAGCACCCGGUACAGCCCGCAGUUCACCCUGCAGCACGUGCCUGACUAUCGCCAGAACGUCUACAUCCCCGGUAGCACGGCCACCCUCACCUCAAACCCCCAGCAGCAGCAGCAGCAGCAGCAGGCCACCGCCCAGCAGGCAGCCCAGCAGGCGCUGCCCCCGGCCCAAAUGGCGGCCCAGAUGUCGGCCCAGAUGUCGGCCCAGAUGUCGGCCCAGAUGUCGCCCCAGCCCGAGCCCCCCAAGGCCGCCCAGACCCCAGCCUCCAAGAAGAAGUCCACCAAGAAGGAGAAGAAGUAGAGUUCGAUGGAGAGAGAUGGAGGAAAGAUAAACCCGGCCUGAUCUGAUGAGAAAUUCAACCCCCCGUACCCCCCCCUCCCUCCAUUAGGUAUCUUACUGCUCUGCUGUCCCUCUUGUUAGCCACGGUCUAACUAAACAGCAGCACCUUUGACCACGUGGACUUUGGAUGGAUGUUGAUGGUUCUUUGAAAGUGUCUUGAAUGUGCCGAAGGCUAUUGUUGGUGUUGAUUACCCGUGCUGUGCUAAAGGUCUAGUAUUGCUCACAUAAUCUUUGUCAGUAGAUAAUUUUGGCAGGGUAUGGGGGGGUUAUUGUGGUUUUUGUUUUUGUUUUGGCAAAUGAUCUUGGACAUAGAGAUUCAGUGUAAGUAACCUUGCUGGGAUUACAAGGCUAUACGCAGUGAUGUAUUCAGAGAUGAAAUGUUAAUGUCUUUCAUGUUGGAUUUAUUGUGCUCUUUCCCACGGCGGAAAGACGGCUAUUGUAAAGUACGCUAGUUGCCAUCCAUUAGAUUCCUAUAUAGGAUCAGCCUUGCAGGAUCUUAAAUCAUAAGUCCUGAUGAUAUAAGGCUGUUGUUUGACAGGUAUUACAAACUCUUCUGCAUGCUCUUUAAGGUUCAAACCACAUAUACUAGUUUAGAGUUGCAAACUAUGCAUUUCAAAAGCAAAGAGGAGGACAUCCUAAAUCUGUUAUCCUCCCACCAAUCGCAUGUCAAUAGAAUGCACAUGUAGCAUUUAAUUGACUCAAAACAAAAAAAAAACGUUUUGUAAUCAUAGUUUAAGAAAAAUAAGAUUUGAAUCUCCUGAUAUUUGUAUGACCAGAGCAUGCACCCACAGGACGGGCAGGGAGAGGGUGGGGCGGCAUGGUGUUGAGUCACCAGCCAUGCUGUCCUUGCUGGUAGCAGUGUGUCUUAUAUAACACCAGAUGGGCAUAAACAUGUCCUGCUGCCCUGCACCCUUUAGCCUCCCCCCUCCACACCCAGAUCCUGUCCUCCCCUCACUCACUUCCCCAUGUUGGGAGCCAAACAAAGAGAAAUGCACUGAUCGUAAUUUGAAGAUGAGAUGUAGGGGUAGUAAUCACUUCGUUCUUUUGGGAAAUGCAUAGAUGUGGUAAACUUAAGUUCUUAGGAGUCCCUGGACACUUUGCAGGAGUAUUUACCCCUCACACUCUCGAAGUGUUGAAGAAACUUCUUGAUGUGACGCAGAAAGAUUUGUUUUUCUUUGGGAGAUUUAAUAGCAUAGAGGAAUUGUUUGUUUUAUGAUAUGAAGUCUUUACUUUGCCGUCCAUCUGUCUGUCAGGCUUCUGGCCGGAUACAACUGCAUGAGAAAAAGGCAGAUUGCAGGUCAGGGGGAGUGGAGGGGAAGUGGUGAGGGUUACACAGACUCGGUGGACCCCAUUACAUCAACUGGGUGGGGGGAACAACUUGGCUCUACCCACUGAAUGUACAGAGGAACCACUGUUGAUCUGUCCUUCUCUUAAACUUUCUCUAAUGCACUGACCCAGGUAGAGGUCAACAGAGCCAAGCACAGCUGUCCCUGUUGGUGAGGAGAUACCACUCGAGAGCCCUUUUGUAAAAAAAAAACCUCAAUUAAAAUCACCGUAGCCUCUGUACCACUCACCCCUCCCCUCACCCCCUAGUCCUGCGAGGAUCUUCCCCACUGUAAAUAAACACAAGCCCUGUCGAUGGUAUGAGCCAGUUGUUUGUAUAGUAGGGACAACAUCCAACAUUUUCAAAAUAAAAGUCCCUCUCCACAAGGCGUGGCUUACUACUGGAAUGUGUUGCAUUUUGUUUUUCAAGAAAAAUAAGAAAACCAAAGUUACAAAAAAAAAAGAAUCAAUAAUGAAUAAAAAUCUGAGAUGUUCUUCAACAGUUUGUGUUGCAAUGUAGUAACUAAGCACCAUGGAAGCCAACUAACUCUUCAGUGUAAAUAAAUAAUGAAAGACAUCUUUAGAUAAGUAAACAAAGUGACACACGUAGACUAGUUAACUUGUGAUAUGUGUCGCGCAUAUUUUUGUGUUCAUUUUCUCUCUACUAUAUUUUAUCACCCUGUAAAGAAACAAACAAAACAAAAAAAAUAUGGAAAUGUUUCUAUCCUUCUGUAACCUCUUAAUGUUCUUUUGCGGUGACCUUUUCUUGUGCAUUUGUGAAAGAAUGCCUCUCAUUCUCUUUCUGUCCAUAUGAACAAAUGAGUAUAAAUAUUAUAUAUGUGUCCGUCCGCUGCUGAAUUAAUACUAUUCUAUCCUGCUGUAUUAUCUUUCUUAUCAAAUGCUUAUCCCCCACGCUAUACCCCUGUGUUACUCUCUUAUUUUUAUGCUAAUAUUUAUAUUGCUGUUUUAUUUUCUCUUGAACACUGACAUUUCAAAUAAAACGAUUCUGAAAUCAUUUAAAAAACAA
This is a messenger RNA of Notothenia coriiceps (black rockcod), 3309 nucleotides long. Its product is annotated as protocadherin gamma-C5-like. Lineage: Eukaryota; Metazoa; Chordata; Actinopteri; Perciformes; Nototheniidae. Gene Ontology annotation, molecular function: calcium ion binding. Gene Ontology annotation, cellular component: plasma membrane. The transcript is spliced from 5 exons. The coding region runs from base 9 to 920 and encodes 303 amino acids. The record is from RefSeq and is a predicted model, not a curated record. Gene Ontology annotation, biological process: cell adhesion.